This is a messenger RNA of Dendronephthya gigantea, 749 nucleotides long. RefSeq names its product E3 ubiquitin-protein ligase TRIM56-like. Gene Ontology annotation, biological process: positive regulation of DNA-templated transcription. The transcript has 2 exons. Gene Ontology annotation, cellular component: chromatin; nucleoplasm. Bases 87 to 749 code for a protein of 220 amino acids. Gene Ontology annotation, molecular function: zinc ion binding; ubiquitin-protein transferase activity. NCBI's taxonomy places the organism in Eukaryota, Metazoa, Cnidaria, Anthozoa, Malacalcyonacea, Nephtheidae. The record is from RefSeq and is a predicted model, not a curated record.
UUUUCAGAUCUUGUACAUCAAACAACUUGACUUCGUAAAAGGUUUUCCCUAACCCUCAUCAAGGAAUAACACCAUUUGCAACAAAGAUGGCAUCAGCGAGUGAAAUGCCUUCAAAAGAUCAGACAAAAGAUCUCAAAAAUUUACUAGAAUGCUCAAUUUGUCUCGAGACAUUCGACGACCCACGAACACUGUCGUGUCUGCAUUCGUUUUGCAGGAAAUGCUUGGAAACGUUUGUGGAUGGAAAACCUCAAAAUGAAUUGAAUUGUCCUGUUUGUCGUACGAAUUUCACGCUUAGCAAAGAUGGCGUUGCCGGCAUGACAAGAAAUCAUUUUAUUUGUAAUAUGGUGGACGUUUUAUCCAUUCAACAUCAAGAUAAGUGCAUACCUUGUAUGCACUGUGAACAACAAUCUGUUGGUCGCUGCGUAACGUGCGAACAUUUUAUGUGCGAGAAAUGCUUGAAAGCUCACAAUGAAUUUCUAGGAUUUAAAGAUCAUGUCGUUUUGACAAUGGAAGAGUUAGCGAAGCCUGAGAAUCAAUCAAGAAUCAAGAAAAUCUCGAAAUGUGAUCAACACCCAAACAAGAAACUGAAAUACUACUGCGAGACAUGCGAUCAGUUGAUGUGCAGACAUUGUAUAGAUUUCGAACAUGACAAACAGCAUAAAUUCUCGCCUCUUGAGAAAGCUGCUAAAAGUAAACGCGAAGGCCUAAAAAAAUUGAAGAUAGACUGCAGAGUAGAGUCGACAUUAUAA